Messenger RNA from Drosophila bipectinata, 1874 nucleotides. It is a transcript of the gene Cyp4d2, whose product is annotated as Cytochrome P450 4d2. NCBI's taxonomy places the organism in Eukaryota, Metazoa, Arthropoda, Insecta, Diptera, Drosophilidae. Gene Ontology annotation, molecular function: heme binding; monooxygenase activity; iron ion binding. The record is from RefSeq and is a predicted model, not a curated record.
UAGGGUCAGUGCAAUAGAGUGAGUCUGUGGAGGUGGACGUGCUCUGAUUUCAGUCGUGGAUCACCCGUCGUCUGCUGCACAUAAUGUGGGGUGUUAUCGGCCUAUUUCUGGCGGCGUUUGCUGCACUGCUGCUCUGGGACUACCUCUGGAGGAAGCGGCGCAAUGACAUGCUGCACUACAUGCCGGGUCCCCGACCGCUGCCCCUUCUGGGCAAUGUUCUCAUGUACCGCGGUUUGGAUGCUGAACAAAUCAUGGACUUUGUGGCCAAGAACCAGGCCAAAUAUGGUAGAAUCUACAAGGUCUGGGUCAUCCAUCAGUUGGCCGUUUUCUCGACGGAUCCCAGGGAUAUUGAGUUCCUCCUGAGCAGCCAGCAGCAUAUAACCAAGAAUAAUCUGUAUAAACUGCUCCACUGCUGGCUGGGAGAGGGUUUGCUAAUGAGCACUGGAAGGAAAUGGCACGGACGCCGGAAGAUCAUCACUCCCACGUUUCACUUUAAGAUUCUGGAGCAGUUUGUGGAGAUCUUUGAUCAGCAGAGUGCUGUAAUGGUGGAGAAACUAAAGUCCAAGGCGGAUGGGAAGACUCCCUUCAAUAUCUUCCCGGUGGUGUGCCUCACGGCUCUGGAUAUUAUAGCAGAGACCGCCAUGGGCACCAAGAUUAAUGCCCAGAUGAAUCCCAAUCUACCCUAUGUCCAGGCUGUCAAUGAUGUUACCAAUAUCAUGAUCACCCGGUUCAUCAAUGCCUGGCAGCGCGUUGACUGGAUCUUCCGUCUGGUCCAGCCCAAGGAGGCCAAGCGACAGGACACGGCCAUUAAGAUAAUGCACGACUUCACCGAAAACAUCAUCCGGCAGAGGCGACAGACUUUGGUGAGCUCCCAGGACCCGAGCUCCUCCUUGGAACUGGUGGAUGAUCUGGGCCAGAAGCGCCGCAUGGCCCUCCUGGACGUCCUGCUGCAGUCCACCAUCGAUGGAGCGCCACUGAGCGACGAGGAUAUCCGGGAGGAGGUGGACACUUUCAUGUUUGAGGGCCACGACACCACCACCUCGGCCAUUUCCUUCUGUCUGUACGAGAUCUCGCGGCACCCGGAGGUCCAGAAGCGCCUCAUCCAGGAGAUACACGAGAUCCUGGGGGACGAUACUCAGAGACCGGUCACGCUGCGGGACCUGGGAGAGCUGAAGUACAUGGAGAAUGUGAUCAAGGAGUCCCUGCGCCUGCAUCCGCCAGUACCCAUGAUCGGUCGUUGGUUCGCCGAGGAUGUGGAAAUACGUGGCAAGCGCAUUCCGGCUGGUACUAAUUUCACCGUGGGAAUCUAUGUGUUACUCCGCGAUCCGGAGUACUUUGACUCGCCGGAUGAGUUCCGACCGGAGAGGUUUGAGGCUGAUGUGCCGCAGACUCACCCCUUUGCCUAUAUACCCUUCUCGGCGGGUCCCAGGAACUGUAUUGGCCAGAAGUUUGCCAUGCUGGAGAUGAAGAGCACUAUUAGUAAGCUCCUCCGUCACUUUGAGCUUCUCCCCCUGGGUCCUGAUCCGCGUCCUUCCAUGAACAUCGUUCUGCGGUCCGCUAAUGGCAUACAUUUGGGUCUGAAACCACGUUCCGCAGCUGGAGAGGAUUGAUCUGAAAGAUUUUAGUGUCUGAAAUGAUGAAUUAAAGUCAAGCUGACCUCAGGGAAUUGUAAAUUUUAGAGCUAAAGUCUUAUAAUCGAUUUUAAAAACAACUUCAAUGUAAAUAUUUAAAAAAUCCGAGUUAUAAUUAUAAUUUAAAGGAGGUUCUACCACAAAAAGGUGGAUAGUUUUCGUGGACCUUGUAGACCGUUUCUAAUAGGUCAUUAAAACCAUUAAUGAUACGUAUCAUCAUUUAAAAUAUAUAAACUAAAUGAA